Paramacrobiotus metropolitanus is the source of this 1809-nucleotide messenger RNA. RefSeq names its product BTB/POZ domain-containing protein 3-like. Lineage: Eukaryota; Metazoa; Tardigrada; Eutardigrada; Parachela; Macrobiotidae. The record is from RefSeq and is a predicted model, not a curated record. The transcript has 7 exons. Gene Ontology annotation, cellular component: cytosol. The coding region runs from base 241 to 1578 and encodes 445 amino acids. Gene Ontology annotation, molecular function: protein binding. Gene Ontology annotation, biological process: neurogenesis.
GUUGCUGCAACCAGUAAUCGUUCGCUAAACAGUACACCGGUAAUUUGAACUUUAUAACUAAACAGCUAGCUGACCAGAUUUUUUAUUUUUACGGUAUAGUGACCUGUUACGUACUGAAUACGAUUGUAGUUUUAAUUGGAGUUUUCUCGGUUCUGUUGUGUUGCUGUCGGAAGAUUGUCAAACUGUAUUCGAACUGUUUUAAUUUCAGUGUUCCGUUCAUGAUUUGCUUCCUAUCAAACUAUGUCGCGCACCUCUCCAACGAUCGCAAACGAAUUACACGCUCCGCAGCGGCGAGGCGAAGUGGCAGGGAUAUCCCAGCGACUGGAGGAUUCCCUGCGCAGCGGUGAACUGAGCGAUGUCGACUUCGCAGUCGGCCGAGAUCACGGGGAAAUACGUAUAUUCGCCGCUCACAAGUACAUUUUGAGCCUAAGCAGCGACGUGUUCCACACCAUGUUCUACGGCAGCCUGCCUGAGCGAAGAAAGGUCAUCAAAGUUCCCGAUGUACUACCGGAAGCGUUUGAGAUCAUGCUGCAUUUUAUCUAUACAGAUCAAAUUAAUGUCACUGAGGAGAACGUGUGCCCACUGUUGUGCUGUGCGGAUAGAUACGAUCUUCCCCUACUGGUGAACGAGUGCAAGAAUUUCAUAUGGAGCCAAAUCCAAGCGGACAACUGCCUGUUUUACCUGGAAAUGGCUAUCAAGUGGUAUUGCGAAGAUAUAGUGGAAUUGUGCUUCAACAUGGUGGAUGCAUACAGCGAACUUGCAUUCAAGUCGCUGCAGUUUAGUUCGAUUGCCCAAGAAACACUGCAUAAACUUCUGCAGCGCAACACGCUGCAAGUUAACGAAAACAUAAUCUACACCGCUGUGGAAAACUGGAGUGCGGAAACGUGCAAAUGCAAUAAUCUGGAGGCGUCAGCUGUUAAUCGGCGUGCAGUGCUAGGGGAAGCGUUAUUUCAUGUCCGGUUUCCGCUGCUCAGCCCGACUGAGCUGGCAAACGGGCCCGCCUUGACUGGCCUGUUAACGGAACGGGAGCAGCUGGACCUAUACACGUAUAAAUUAGCCACAACCAAGCCGGAUUUACCGUUUUCCACGGAGCCACGAAUGCCGCAGGUUUUCCGCAUUGGACAUCUGGAAUUCCAGUCUCGGGAAGAGGUUUUUGUAGAUCAUACGGGGGUAUGGCCCGGGAUGGAAGGUUUUUGGGUCGCGGCGGAAGCGAUUGGCAUUCACCAAGCAAAAGUGGUUGUGUGUCUUAUGGAGCACACUGGCAGGGGAGCACUUCUGUUGAUGGAGCCGGGAAGGGUGGUGCGUGCUGCAGAUUUGUUGACCCGCGGCCGAGAUAUUGUCUGCCACUUGGACCUCGGACCCGGAAUCAAACGACAAGUCGUCGCCCGCUACCAAGCUCUGGACAAUGGAGGUCACUGUGUCAAAGUGUGCGAAACUGAGCCUGUGCGUACCGAGAUAAUACAGUUCCAGGACAUAUUCAUACGGAGCGUCGACGUGGAGCAAUGGAAGAUGAAACGGGAAAGUAAUGCCGAAAAAGAGAAGCGUGAGGGCCCAGCAAAGAAACGCUUGCGAAAUUAGAACUUAUUAAACGCUGACUUAGCAGAAAACUCAAACGCGGGAACGUGGCUUUUGUCAUGAGUAGCUUUACAGAUAUAGUAUUUCUUGUGAGGUUAGCUUCUGUAAUUCUGCAGUAUAACAUCUAGCUGAUAAUACCCGACUAAUGACGACUAACGGUUGAUAAUACUUAUAUUGUGAAUGAGACUAAACAGUGGCAAACGAUGGUAUAUCAGCCGUCAGCAGUGAUUUUAG